Molecule: messenger RNA, 469 nt
Organism: Striga hermonthica
Lineage: Eukaryota; Viridiplantae; Streptophyta; Magnoliopsida; Lamiales; Orobanchaceae
Source: the annotation of a GenBank genome assembly
AGGCAGAUUCUCGGUGACAUCGAUUUACCAGUGGAAGCCUUACACUUUCGAGGUGUACUUUCAAGUGCUGGACAUCCCCGAAACACACAACUUUCUCCUAGGACGUCCGUGGGUUCAUUCUGCAGGUCUCUCGAGCCUCAAGCCUGAAUCAGAAAAUCAAAUACAUCGUUCGGGAUCAUCUGGUAACAGUUCAUGCAGAAGAAGACCUGACAGUCCUCCGAUCCUCUUCCUUACGGCCUAUCGUUGGUUAAAGCAUUUCCUUCACGUGGUCUUCUUAAGCCUAUGUCUUGUGCUCUUCCUUCUUCUUUCUUCAGGCGUAGGCAGGGCUUUUUAUGUCUACCCUAUUUGGUUUCUUGAUUCCGAGACGAACUCCACCGCAUCUUUCUCAUGCCGUUUAUCCUUAUCAAUUAUAUCUUCCCCACUGUGUUCUUCCUUCUGGAGAUGGGAUUGCGUUUCUGAUCACCUCUAA